Cladocopium goreaui is the source of this 374-nucleotide messenger RNA. The record is from the annotation of a GenBank genome assembly. NCBI's taxonomy places the organism in Eukaryota, Dinophyceae, Suessiales, Symbiodiniaceae.
GCCGCCAUUGCUGAUGGCAGCACAGGAAGGACACCUGGAGGUGCUCCGGCAGUUGCUGGACGCUCAGGCAGAUCCGGACCGCGGCGACCCGGCGGCGGACGGCGAGACGCCGCUGACGACGGUGCUGAGCGAAGGCCCGGAAGGACCGCGCCUGCAGCUGCUGCGAAGGCUGGUGGAGGCCAUGGCCGACCCACACCAGGCCCGCCCUGACGGGAAGACGCCCCUGGCGUUGCUCAUGGAGGAGCCACUGCGUUCCUCGAAGGACGCCGAGGCGUUGCGGAGCUGCUUGGAGACCUCGAAGCGGCGGAAACGAUGAUGCUUAGCUGUGCUAACAUGGUGGUGCCCCCCGAGAUAUAGCUAAGCUUGGUUUGUGG